CAAAGCAAUCUCCGUCUCUAUAGAAUAACUCUCUUCGGAGGAACGAGAAAACCUUUCAAUCCUUUCCAGAAAAUCCUUCUUCUUUCACUGAUGAUUUGUUUAAUCUCUUGAAAUUUGCAACAGAAGAAAACCCACAAAGAUUUCGAAUCGGAGCUCCGGCGACCUUUCGGGUUUGACCCUCUUAAACAGCGGGUUUCUUCGAAAACGGAACUAUAUUUGCAGAUAUUUGAGGUACCAUGGCUGAGAUGGAUCUUCUUUUGAUAAUCAAAAGUGUACCAUCCCUGAUUGAACAAUUGGGGAAGGCAUUAAAUGAUCUUGAAUCUCACGAAGAUGCCUCCAUGGAUAAGGGUUUACUCAAGGAUAUUGAAAGACACUUCCGGGAUCUGGAGGCCUCAGCAGUGAACAAAUCUUUGGAACUGGAAAGUAGAGAGAAAGCCUUUAAGGAACAAGAAUCUGAUGCACAUCUGCUGAUUACUUCACGAGAGGCAGAUAUAGCUGCUAGGGAGCAAAAUUUGUGGGAUCAGUUGCAGGAACUUAAAGAUGCUGCAGUUUCUGCAAUUGCUGCAGCACGGGGAGAUCAUCAAUUGGCAUCUUUAGAGCAUACAGAUAUAGAGGACAGCAAAGACAUUGAGGUAAACAGCUCUCUUGGUGGAACAAAUGGACUUCAUACUGGCUCAGAGGUAAAAUCCUCUGGUAGAGCUGGUGAAAAUGCUGAUGGUGUUUCUGACAAGGUCAAACCUCGACCAGAACUGACACAAUUAUGUGAGAAGAUGGAUGCAGAAGGACUUCUGCAUUAUAUCAUGGAGAGUAAAAAGAGUAUGACCUCAAUUUCUGAGGAACUCUCCGUUGCCCUUGAAGGUGCAAGUGAACCAGGCCGUUUGGUACUGGCUUCACUUGAGUUCUUCUACUCUAAUGAUGAAUCUAACUCUAAAGCUGAGGAAAGCAGAAAUGCUAACCAUAGCUUGCGUCAAGCCUGCGUUGUUUGUAUGGAAGCCAUAGCCACCUUGUUGGCGAAAGCUAAACCAGGUGCUGAUCACCUUCUGUACCCAGAAAUUAAGCAGCAAGCCAAGGUCAUUGCUGAUGAAUGGAAGCCUAAGUUGGCUACUGCAGGCACUGAUGCUGCCAAUCAAGCUUCAUUGGAAACCGGGGCAUUUUUGCAGCUCCUUGCAACUUUUAGGAUUGCUUCAGAGUUUGAUGAAGAAGAGCUCUGCAAGUUUGUUCUUGCAGUGGCUCACAAUAGGCAGGGGCCUGAGCUCUGCCGUUCUCUUGGCUUAGCAGACAAAAUGCCAGGUAUCAUUGAAGCAUUGAUUCAUAAUGAGAAGCAAAUCGAUGCUGCUCGUUUUAUUCAUACCUUCAAGCUGACUGAAAGAUUCCCCCUUGUCCCGCUCCUGAAAGGCUAUUUGAGGGACUUGAGACGUAACGCACAAGGGAAGGGAGGUAACUCGGGAAACAGAGAGGAACUUGCAGCUGUUAGGGCAGUGGUACGGUGUAUUAGAGAUUACAAGCUUGAAGCAGAAUAUCCACUUGAUCCACUACAAAGAAGGGUUGGUCAGCUGGAAAAAGCCAUUUCUAAUGACAAAUCCAAGUCUAAUGAUAAGAGAAGACAUUCUGGAUCAGCUAAACAUCAGCAAUUCAAGAAACCACGGCCAAGUGGAGGAACACAUGGAUCUACCAGACCUGCUAACGUUCCUAGCAGACAGCCCCCCUCUGUUUUAAUAGAGAGAGUGGCCGCUUAUAAUCCAAGCAGACAGGUCCCCUCUGGUUUAGUUGAGAGAGCAACUUAUGCAGGAUUGUCCGAUAAGUACACUCAUCUUAGUACAUCUUAUGAUUAUCAAGCUCCAAGUCAGGCUGCAUAUCCCCAGCAAUCCUAUGAGCAGAGAUCAUAUUACUAUCCAGCUGAUGACGGAACUACUGCAACUUCUUAUGCACCUUCUCUGCCAUAUAGUUAUGGAAAUUACGCAGGCAGCGGAAUGCCAGUAGCAGAUGAGAGAAUUACUGCAAAUUCUUAUACAACAGAUCUGUCAUCUAGCUAUGGCAAUUAUGUGCCAACAGCACAUCAAUCCUACGUGCAGAAGGAGUAGUACUGAGCUUUUAUUUGUAGUAACAGGUUUUUCUUGGAAAGACAUGGUAGAUGACUAUCCUGAUAAUUUGCUUUCCAUGAUAACACUUUUGGCUUGAGUAAGUGCCUAUCUUUCACCAGUAUUUCUUUAUCUGUGAUCCUUAAACUGUUUAUCGUAGAAUUACAUUAUGUAGGGACAUCCUCAACUUAUGUUUCUAAAUUUUAGUUCAUAAGUAGAAGUGGUAAAGUGGUGUUGCCAUUGAUUUGGAUUUUA
Molecule: messenger RNA, 2333 nt
Organism: Nicotiana tabacum (common tobacco)
Lineage: Eukaryota; Viridiplantae; Streptophyta; Magnoliopsida; Solanales; Solanaceae
Source: RefSeq, a predicted model, not a curated record